AUGUUCGAAGAAAGUAUAUUGACGUCUACAGCAUUCGAUGACUAUGUGGCUUAUAAAUAUGACAUUUCAAGUGAACUAAUUAACAAAUAUCUUCCAGAUAAACUUCCUCCGUUCGUUUCAAUGACACCUAAAAAUAUAGCUAAACGAACUAUCGUCUACCUUACACCAUUAAUACUUGCUUCGCAGUCACAAAUUAUUGAUAAUUGGGAACAAUUACCAUACUCCACAACAAUAGAAGAUCUUCUAGAACAAUUACUAUCCAAACAUGAUUCUAAAUUUCGUUACAACUUUGUCCUAACUGGCAGUUCAUUCUCAAUUGUACAAACGCCUCAAAAUCAUAAUGUAUUAUACCAUCUAUUUUGUAAACAUGCAACGUUAUGUAAUAACUCUAAAGAUGUUCGAUUUGCGGGAGAAUUUUGGCGGGAUGAAAACAACGCAUUUUGGCUGAACAAUAACUCUGGCACGUAUCAACCGGCAGACGUAUUACUUGACACAGUCAUUCAGCUCUUUCGUCGAUUGACACCUCAUUUAAAAUUCCAAGCGACAAGUUUUCGAGAUGCUAAGCGUCUUUCGACUAAAGAUCGUUUGAUGUCAAAAAUAAAAAGCUAA
This is a messenger RNA of Adineta ricciae, 609 nucleotides long. The record is from the annotation of a GenBank genome assembly. Lineage: Eukaryota; Metazoa; Rotifera; Eurotatoria; Adinetida; Adinetidae.